This is a messenger RNA of Girardinichthys multiradiatus, 3512 nucleotides long. Its product is annotated as thrombospondin-2-like. Gene Ontology annotation, molecular function: protein binding; calcium ion binding. Lineage: Eukaryota; Metazoa; Chordata; Actinopteri; Cyprinodontiformes; Goodeidae. The transcript has 22 exons. Gene Ontology annotation, biological process: cell adhesion; negative regulation of angiogenesis. The record is from RefSeq and is a predicted model, not a curated record. Bases 262 to 3114 code for a protein of 950 amino acids. Gene Ontology annotation, cellular component: extracellular region.
UGAGCUCAACACACAGAGACGCAGCUCCCUCCAUCCAGCUGGGUUUUUCUGAGAUUUCCAAGAGAUAUGCAGCUCAGUUCACUGCCAGACAGAGGAGUUUGGAUCCCAAGGUGAGAAGGACAUAAGGAGACAAGGAUUUAAGGAACAAGUGAAGGAGACAGACAUUCCAUAAUAGCCCCUGUGGAGCUCCAGCAGGGACGAGCCUACCAGCUGUGAUACCUAAUUGUGGAAAAAAGGCAGAGCUGCAAGGGAUUUGCAGAAAUGUGGCCUCUGAGAGACUUGCCCUGGCUCUUAAUUCCCCUGUGUGCAGUGGCUGUGUGUGCAGGUGUAGAUGGUGCAAAGGUCCUCAAUGGGUCGGGAGAAAUGUGUCAUCAUCCUUGCGAUGAGCUGUUGGAUUUGAUCACUGAGAUCCACGGUCUGCGUGUAGUGACUAAUAACCUGCUGGAAGAACUGGAGAGAGUAUCAAAAGAAAAUGAGGAGAUGCGGAUAUCCUUGGCUGAGCUGAGUAACGACAGCAACAGAGGCGAUGGAGAUGAGGAGGACAACUAUCUGGAUAGGGACAGGGACGGGGAGGUGUGGUGCGUGCAGGAUAGACGAGUGUACGAACAGGGGGAGGUCUGGGAGGUUGACAGCUGCACCUCCUGUGCUUGCCAGGAUGGAAAGGUGGUCUGUCAGCAGGUUCUGUGUCCCCCAGUCUCCUGCAUUACUCCGUCCUUUGUCGAUGGAAAGUGCUGCCUGGUGUGUCUUGAAAAUGAAGAUGGUUGGUCUCCUUGGUCUGAUUGGACCCACUGCUCUGUCACCUGUGGGCGUGGGGGGCAGCAACGAGGUCGAUCCUGCAACGGCAUCAAUGGCUGUGCUGGGCCCUCGCUUCAAACCCGCAGCUGCUCAGUAAUGACGUGUGACCGCAAGGCACGUGCAGAUGGGAACUGGGGCCUUUGGUCUCCUUGGUCUGCAUGCACAACCACAUGCGGUGAAGGCGACAUCACACGGGUCCGUCUGUGCAACAAUCCUCCACCAUCAAAGGAGGGCAAGGGGUGCAAAGGAUAUGCCAAGGAGACAAAAUCGUGCAACAACACAGUCUGCCCUGUUGCUGGACGUUGGACCGCCUGGGGUGAGUGGUCGCAAUGCUCCGCUUCCUGUGGUGGAGGCCUUAUGAGCCGCCAGCGGGAGUGUUUGAACCCCGCCCCUCAGAAUGGCGGGAAACCUUGUGCUGGGGAAGCUUCAGACUAUGAAGCAUGCAACAAACAACCGUGUCCUAUUGAUCUGUGUUUCCUUUCAAAUCCUUGUUUUCCUGAGGUGAAAUGCACAUCAAAGAGUGACGGAUCCUGGGAAUGUGGACAUUGUCCUGUCGGUCUGAAGGGGAAUGGUACUCACUGCGAAGAUGAGAAUGAGUGUGAAGUAGAUGGGGUGUGUUUUACAAAAUGUGUGAACACAGAUCCUGGAUUCUACUGCCUUCCCUGUCCUCCUCGAUACAAAGGCAACCAGCUGUAUGGCAUCGGACUGCAGGAAGCCAUGAAAGCCAGACAGGUGUGUGAACCAUAUAAUCCUUGCAAAGAAAACACACACACCUGCCACCAGUUUGCUGAUUGCAAAUACCUGGGUCUGGCAUCAGAAGUCUUGUUUAAGUGCUCGUGUGCUGUUGGCUUUGCUGGCGAUGGCUCCGUGUGUGGUGAAGACUCUGAUCUGGAUGGUUGGCCCAAUGAAAGACUGCCAUGCAAGCAGAAUGCCACUUAUCACUGUGAACAGGAUAACUGCCCCAUGCUGCCAAACUCCGGACAGGAAGACUUGGACAAGGAUGGACAGGGGGAUGCAUGUGAUCCUGAUGAUGACAAUGACAACAUCAUUGAUGAGAGAGAUAACUGCCCCCUGAUGUACAACCCUCGGCAGUUUGAUUCUGACAGGGAUGGGGUCGGGGAUUCCUGUGAUAACUGUCCGUUUGACAGGAACCCGAAGCAGACAGACAGCGAUGGCAAUGGAGAAGGAGAUGCCUGCAGCAUUGAUAUAGAUGGAGAUGAGAAACUGAAUGAGCUUGACAACUGUCCUUUUGUGUACAACACUGACCAGAGGGACACCGACCUGGAUGGUGUUGGAGAUCAGUGUGACAACUGCCCCCUUCUUCACAACCCACUGCAGCUUGACUCUGACAGUGACCUGGUUGGGGACUUGUGUGACAACAACGAGGACAUCGAUGAGGAUGGACACCAAAACUCUCUGGACAACUGUCCCUACAUUGCCAACAGUAACCAGGCUGACCAUGACAAGGAUGGAAAGGGAGAUGUUUGCGACCAUGACGAUGACAACGACGGGAUCCCUGAUGACCGGGACAACUGCAGACUGGUUCCCAAUACAGACCAGUUGGACUCAGAUGGUGAUGGCAGUGGAGACGCGUGCUUUGAUGACUUUGACAAUGACAACAUUCCAGAUGCACUGGAUCCCUGUCCUCUGAACCAGGAUAUUGGAGUGACAGACUUCAGGAAGUUUCAGGUGGUAUUGUUGGACCCCAAAGGCACCACGCAGUCUGACCCCCUGUGGGUGAUCCGUAGUCAGGGGACUGAGCUGCUGCAGAAAGCUAACUCUGACCCUGGGAUUGCUUUAGGGUAUGACAAGUUUAGCGCUGUAGACUUCAGUGUGACAUUUUAUGUGAAUACCAACCGUGAUGACGACUAUGCUGGGAUUGUGUUUGCUUAUCAGUCCAGUCGGCGGUUCUACGUAGUCAUGUGGAAACAGGUGUCUCAGGGUUACUGGGAGCAGAGGCCCUCCAAAGCUUUUGCCACAGCAGGACUAUCAAUCAAACUCGUCCAUUCCAGCACAGGACCAGGGGAGUACCUACGUAAUGCUCUUUGGCACACUGGAAACACAAGACACCAGGUCAGAACAUUGUGGCAUGACCCCAAUAAAAUUGGCUGGAAGGACUACACAGCAUACCGUAUGCACCUUAUACACCGACCCAAGACUGGGUUCAUCAGGGUGGUUGUGUAUGAGGGCAGGGGAAUUCUGGCUGACUCAGGGGCAGUUUAUGACCACACCCUGGCAGGAGGCAGACUGGGACUGUUUGUCUUCUCUCAGGAACAGGUUAUCUUCUCAGACCUAAGAUAUGACUGCAGAGACAACUGAAGCACUUUUUGGGAUGUACAGGAUGCUGCACAGCAAACAGCCAGAGAUCCACUACAACAAAAACAAAGAAUUUCCUUACAACUGAGAGAGAGGGAGACAACAGAGGAUGCACCAGGCCUUUAUCCUUCCAACACCAUCAGUUAAUAACCAUCAUCUAUCUACCUGUGAGCUUUUUAUGCAACAUUACCGAUUCCAGGCUGUCUCAUUCGCUGUAUAUUAUUCCUCUGGCAGCAUGUCUAAUGACAUUUAUUGUUGCUUUUUCUUUGCACCUUCCUAAUGGUUGUAAAUAAUUAUUUAUUGCGAGAGGGCAGAUAUAAGACAGGUGAAAAUGAUGACCGAGUAAACUGAGCACAUGUUUGGUGGUAACUUAUCAAUAAAAAAAGCGUUUUUUUCAUCAA